This is a messenger RNA of Drosophila novamexicana, 1914 nucleotides long. Its product is annotated as protein 5NUC-like. Gene Ontology annotation, cellular component: plasma membrane. The coding region runs from base 30 to 1808 and encodes 592 amino acids. The transcript has 7 exons. Gene Ontology annotation, molecular function: metal ion binding; nucleotide binding; 5'-nucleotidase activity. The record is from RefSeq and is a predicted model, not a curated record. Gene Ontology annotation, biological process: AMP catabolic process. Lineage: Eukaryota; Metazoa; Arthropoda; Insecta; Diptera; Drosophilidae.
GCGGAUUGUGCGACGAGAGCAUCUCGAGUAUGGCUUAUCAGUUGAUUAUCGUGGCGUGCAUUUUGCUGCUCAGCCAGAGUACGGCCAAUCCCAUUGCUCCGAGAAGCGUUGCCACGGAGCUCAUAAUUCUCCACAAUAAUGACAUGCACGCGAGAUUUGAGCAGACGAACAAGAACGGGGGCACGUGCACCCAGGAGGACGCCAAUACGGACAAGUGUUACGGCGGAUUCGCCCGUGUUGCCAGCGAAGUGCGAAAAUAUCGAGAAGAGGCUAAGAAAGGAGGAACUCCCGUGUUUUAUCUGAAUGCAGGUGACACCUACACCGGAACAGCCUGGUUCUCGGUCUUUAAGGAUAAUAUUACCAGCGCUUUUCUCAACAAACUGCAGCCGGAUGCUAUUUCACUUGGAAACCACGAGUUUGAUAAGAAUGUUAAGGGUCUGAUACCAUUCCUCAAUGCCGUGGAGUUUCCCGUGUUGGCGUGCAAUUUGGAUUUGACAAAUGAGCCCGAACUGGCGGCGACUAAGAAACUGGCUAAUUCCACGGUGCUAGAGACAAACGGAGUUAAAAUAGGUGUAAUUGGUUAUCUCACGCCGGAUACCAAGAACCUUUCCUUUCAAAACAGUGUGGAAUUUGCCGAGGAAAUCGUUUCAAUCAACGCUGAGGCACAGAAACUAAAGGAUCAAGGCAUCAAUAUAAUAAUUGCCUUGGGUCAUUCUGGCUACCAGAAGGAUCAGGAGAUUGCCAGAGAUUGUCCGGAUAUUGAUAUAGUAAUCGGCGGCCAUUCGCACACUUAUCUGGACUCAAAUCAACCUGUCGCCGACAAGGACGACACCAAUCCUGAAGCAGUUCGUGGACCCUACCCCACCACGGUGGUGCAACCAAGCGGCAAAAAGGUGCCCGUCGUACAAGCUUAUGCUUACACCAAAUAUCUGGGAAAACUGCAUGUCCAGUUUGAUGCAGAGGGCAAUUUGAUUGAGUUUGAUGGAUCGCCGAUACUUCUGAACGCGUCAGUAACGCAAGAGCAGGACCUGUUGGAUUUGCUUGAGGUAUACCGUCCGAAUAUCACGAAGCUGGAACAAACAAUUGUCGGUUACACCAAGGUCACUCUUGAGGGCGGCAAUGUGUGUCGCCUGAGGGAAUGCAAUCUCGGCAAUCUCAUUGCGGAUUCCAUGGUGCACACCCGAGUGCUGGAAAACAAGGGUGGCGAUUACUGGACAGAUGCUCCUAUAGCUCUGGUGCAAGGCGGCGGCAUCCGCAGCUCCAUUGACAAAAAUGCGAACGGUUCCAUUACGGGCAGCGACAUUCUCACAGUGCUUCCUUUCGAGAAUAGCCUCUAUAUAACGCGUAUUACGGGAAAAACAUUGCGAGCUGCCUUGGAACGUUCUGCCCUUGUUCGCAACACGGACUCGAAUGGCGGCUUCCUCCAGUUUGCCGGCGUACGCGUCGAAUACAACUACGACAGGGAGGAGGGACAACGUGUCGUCUCCGCCCUGGUGCGCUGUGCGGAGUGCAGUGUGCCCACCUACAGCAACCUUAACGUAUCCGCCUACUAUAAGGUGAUUGUGUCCGAGUUUUUGUUAAACGGAGGCGACGGAUACGUAUUGACCGAGGAGCAUGAACCGUAUUCUGAGCUCUUGCAGAAGAACGAUCAGUUCGCGUUCGGUCAGUAUUUGGAGGCGCGUCAUUAUGUCUAUCCCGAAAUCGAGGAUCGGAUUGUGAUCCGAGGUCCCACAGAUGCUGCCGGUAGCAUAAUUGGCUCUGUAGCAUUGAUAAUGCUGUCUUCCGUGCUCACGCGAUUCUUUAACUAGUUCAACAAGUUGUAAAUUGUUCCAACUAUUCAACUGCCUAGGCUUGAAUUUAUAAGAUUAAAUGUACAAUAAAUAUCUUAAUGUCCCUAUAGAUCUCUAGCACAAC